Perca flavescens (yellow perch) is the source of this 1895-nucleotide messenger RNA. RefSeq names its product dihydroorotate dehydrogenase (gene dhodh). NCBI's taxonomy places the organism in Eukaryota, Metazoa, Chordata, Actinopteri, Perciformes, Percidae. The record is from RefSeq and is a predicted model, not a curated record. Bases 89 to 1345 code for a protein of 418 amino acids. Gene Ontology annotation, molecular function: dihydroorotate dehydrogenase activity. Gene Ontology annotation, cellular component: cytoplasm; mitochondrial inner membrane. Gene Ontology annotation, biological process: 'de novo' pyrimidine nucleobase biosynthetic process; pyrimidine ribonucleotide biosynthetic process. The transcript has 9 exons.
GAGAGGAUGUAUAGGAAGUUGUUGCCGCGUGUGUUUCAUGUUAGGAAAUGCAUUCAAUGUCCUUUAAUGCAAUGACAGCACUGCGACCAUGGCGGGACAUCUGAAGAAGCAGUUAAAAGACGCAGUGAAGGUCAUCGGCUCAGGUAGCUUUCUGUUUGCCUCCUACCUCACUGCAGUUGGAGAUGAGCGUUUUUAUGCCAAUCAGCUGAUGCCCCUGCUGCAGAGGAUUGUGGGGGCAGAGACGGCACAUGUGUUGGCAGUGAAGAUGAUCGGUCUGGGUCUGGUUCCUCUAAACCGCUACCAGGACCCUGCAUCAUUGGAAGUGAACGUCCUGGGAUUAAAGUUCAAAAACCCUAUUGGGAUUGCGGCUGGCUUCGACAAGAAUGGAGAGGCCAUAGACGGGUUGUACAAGGUGGGUUUUGGCUUUGUUGAAGUUGGUACGAUCACUCCUAAACCUCAGGAGGGGAACCCCAAACCACGUGUGUUUCGACUCACUACAGAUCAUGCAAUUAUUAACAGGUAUGGAUUCAACAGCUGUGGUUUGGCAGAAGCACAACAGAGACUGAAGUCUAGGGGAGACACACAGAAACAGAAAAGUAAAGCUGGCCUUCCCCUGGGCAUCAACCUGGGGAAGAACAAGCUGUCCCAGAACGCAGGGGCAGAUUACUUGGAGGGGGUAAGAGUGCUGGGCCCGCUGGCUGACUACCUGGUGGUCAACAUCAGCAGUCCUAAUACGCCAGGUCUCCGGGAUCUACAGGGCAAGGUUGAGCUCCGCAAGCUCCUACAUACGGUGUUGAAGGAGCGUGAUGCCCUGCAGGGAGAACGCAAACCCCCGGUCCUGGUGAAGAUCGCUCCUGACCUCACUGCCCAGGACAAACAAGACAUUGCUGAUGUUGUCACUGAGCUCAGAGUGGAUGGCUUAAUGGUGUCUAACACCACGGUGUCCAGACCAGAGACGCUUCAGGAUUUGCACAAGUCUGAAAUUGGUGGGCUGAGUGGCCAGCCUCUCAAAGACCUCUCUACUAGCACUGUAAGAGAGAUGUACAACCUCACCAAAGGUAAAAUACUAAUUGUUGGAAUCGGUGGUGUGGCCAGUGGACAAGAUGCUAUGGAUAAGAUCCGUGCCGGUGCAUCACUGGUUCAGCUUUACACAGCUUUGACCUACCAGGGUCCGCCCAUAGUGACGAAGAUAAAGCGAGAAUUGGAACAACUUCUUAAAGAACAAGGUUUCAGCAGUGUAUCAGAGGCAGUUGGAGCAGAUCACAGGGGAGCAGAUGGGUUGACACAUGCGCAGAGUGUGCUGAAAGAGAUGGUAAAUGUUAACACAGACAAGCCGCACCUGUAGCUGCCAUCUCCUCCGACCAGGCAACAUGAUCCUUAACUUUUCCUGAACUGUAAUAAAUGCAGAGUAUUUGCGAUUGUCCAUCCAUCCGCCCUGAUUUUCAGGACGAGAUAUGGUCCGAACUGUUAGCUGUUUAAAACCAGGCACCAAAUCUCAGUUUUUCUCCUUUACUUGAACAUUAUGGCGAAGUCCGUAAUGAAAAGUCUUUGAUGUUGUGUUGAGAAGGUGUGGUGCAUUUGUAACUGUAUUUCAGACUUUCAUCUUUGUUACUUUGUAACAGCCAAAAAGACAAAAAUCUGACAUGAUGUUAUAUGGAUGAAAUGGCAAAACUUGUUAUCCUUAGUUUCAGGACCUGUCUAAUACAGAAGUUGAAAUUUUGACAUUGUGUUAACCAUCUUCAAAUAGACGUUUCAUACAUGAAUAGCUGAGUGAAAAAACCUUAUGAAGACACAUUUAAGAUGAUAAUGCACAGAAAGAGGAAAGUCCAAUCCCUGACAACUGACAUAAAAAGAUUUCCCUCAUAGAACUGUAUAUUAAAGAUAUUUGUUCCAGU